AGCAAACUUCUCAAAACUGGUCACACUCGAUAAGGCCAACAAUUAUUAUUAUGUUAAAAACCGGCGUGUUCGUAAUGGUGAUGGCUGUAACCGGCCAGGUCAUUUAUGGUAACGAAACGGUCGCCAAAGCCCAAAGCGAUGCAGCCGCAACAGCAUCGAAUGGCGACGGAGCACCUACGGUUUCUACCGGUACAACAACGUCCACUAGCUCCAACAGCGAUGGAUCACUGUCCGACAACGUCGAGACAGAGUCAGUUGUACAGAGUGAUCCACUACCCUACGAAGCCUCGGUCUUGCCCUAUGGAAAUUAUUGCCCUACCGAUCACAGCUCAAACGUAGCGAGCUACCAGCAACCUUCGAUCCAAGAAACUUCCCUGACACAGCAGCCCGUUCCUAAUGAACAAUACUAUCAGCCGUCGUAUUCACAAGUGCAAUCCGUUCCCCAAAUCCAGCCUAAUCCCAUAUCUUUUCCACAGCAAUACACUAGCGAACCGUACGCUUACUAUCAAGGUUAUCCUCCAAGUUUUGCCGCUAAUGCUUACCAAAGGGGAUUCAUUAGCAAACCUUGUGAUUUAAGGAACGAGUUUUGCUGAACAAUCAAAAGAAGACGACCAUAUUUUUAUUUAUUUUAUUUUAUUUUAUUGAAUGUAGUUAAUUGUUUAGACAAUUCAAAUUUAGCUCGUGGUGUGUAUUUAUAUUGUACUUAAAUUUUAAAUAUUAAUUAGUAUCAAUCAUUGUCUUUAUAAAUUAACUGAGACAUUUGUACCUUAGUUUUAUCAGAUAUUAUAACAACUAUACUACUUUUUAAGUAGUAUUAGAAAAAAAUGUGUAUAGUUUAAAAAAUAUAUGUAAAAAAAAAACAAUUGAUAAGCAGAA
This is a messenger RNA of Adelges cooleyi (spruce gall adelgid), 876 nucleotides long. RefSeq lists its product as uncharacterized. NCBI's taxonomy places the organism in Eukaryota, Metazoa, Arthropoda, Insecta, Hemiptera, Adelgidae. The transcript is spliced from 2 exons. The record is from RefSeq and is a predicted model, not a curated record. The coding region runs from base 51 to 593 and encodes 180 amino acids.